Aspergillus sclerotioniger CBS 115572 is the source of this 1141-nucleotide messenger RNA. Its product is annotated as oxidoreductase, short-chain dehydrogenase/reductase family. Gene Ontology annotation, molecular function: oxidoreductase activity. The coding region runs from base 1 to 846 and encodes 281 amino acids. Lineage: Eukaryota; Fungi; Ascomycota; Eurotiomycetes; Eurotiales; Aspergillaceae. The record is from RefSeq and is a predicted model, not a curated record. The transcript has 2 exons.
AUGUCUGCCUCCGAGCAAGUUCAGCUGAACAACUUCCCCUCCAUCUUCUCCCUGGAGGGUAAAGUCGCCCUCGUCACCGGUGGCUCUCGCGGACUCGGACUGCACGCUGCAAGUGGGCUCCUCCAAUCAGGCUGUUCCAAAGUCUACAUUACCUCUCGCAAGUCGUCCGCCUGCGCCGAAGCCGUUGCAGCCCUGAACGCUCUCCCCAACAAAUCCCCCCAUGCAACCGCUAUCGCCGUUCCAGCCGACAAUUCGGAUCUCGACAAACUAGACCGUCUCGUUGCUGAAGUCACCAAGACGACCUCGCAUGUCGACAUCCUCUUCGCUAACGCCGGGGCCACCUGGGGCGAGAAAUAUGACUCCUACCCCGCCGAUAAAUUCAGCAAGGUCAUGGACCUGAAUGUGAAGAGCGUAUUCUAUACUAUCCAGAAAUUCACGCCGCUGCUGACUGCACGGGCUACACGCGAUGACCCCGCACGAGUCAUUGUGACAGGGUCAAUCGCGGGCAUCACGUUGGGUAGCUUAGGUGCCAAUGCCACCUUCAGUUACUCUGCCUCUAAGGCGGCCGUGAUGCAUCUGGUACGAAACCUGGCGGUAGAACUGGGUCCUAAGCAUAUUCUGUGCAACGCCAUUGCGCCUGGGCUCUUUCCGUCGAAGCUGGCGAAUGGGCUGAUUGAGAUUCAGGGAGGGAGGAAAUACCUGGAGAGCAAGUCGCCCAAUCGGAGGCUGGGGCGGCAGGAGGAUCUUGCGGGAGUCGUAGUAUUUCUGGCCAGCCGGGCAGGCAGCCAUUUGAAUGGAGCAGUCAUUCCAAUCGACGGAGGCACGCAUUUGACGGGGCGACUGUAACUGGUGCUUGGACCAUGGCAUCGACUGCGGUUGGCACUCGGGGUCACACAGACAGUUGCAGCAUCUGCAUCUGGUUGGUUGGUCUCUUGUGAUGUUUGCCACCAGGCGACACUUGGCAGCCUGAGAUGUUCUCUCAUCGCUGGCCUCAGGUCCCCACUGGAGUCCUCGCCCCGUGGGCAUAAGUACCGCCAAUACCCCCCACUUUUGUGUCUUCUCUCUGCUUCGCUUUCUAUCUCUCUUCGUCUUUUCCUCUCCGUCUCCCCUCCUCCACCCCUCCUCUCUCUCUUUCUUUCUU